UCCAAGCAAAUUUAGACUCGGCCAUGGCCAUGAAGGCCUUGCGGGACACUCUUCAACAGUUCUUCUUAAUCUUCGUAACCCUAUCUUCCCUCUGCUUCUCUAGCAACGAAGAUGAUUGUUGUUUCCGUUCAACAACAACACCAGCUCGUCCGGACGAAUCCAUCAAAGACCGGAUACUUAGCCUCGCAAAUGAUCGAGAAACAGUGGAUUGGAUGAAGCGAAUAAGGAGGAGAAUACACGAGUACCCUGAACUUGCUUAUGAAGAAGUUGAGACCAGUAAGCUCAUUAGGCACGAACUUGAUCUACUCGGCGUUUCUUAUCGCUGGCCAGUGGCUAUAACCGGUGUCGUCGCUGAAAUUGGUUCCGGUUCUCCACCCUUCGCUGCUCUCAGAGCCGAUAUGGAUGCUUUACCUAUUCGGGAAUUGGUGGAAUGGGAGCAUAAAAGCAAAGUAGAUGGCAAAAUGCAUGCUUGUGCACACGAUGCCCAUGUUGCCAUGCUGCUUGGAGCAGCCAAGAUACUGCAGAAACUUCGAUGCCAGUUGCAGGGAACUGUAGUUCUAAUAUUUCAACCAGCUGAGGAACGAGGUGCAGGAGCCAAAGACAUGAUAAAAGAGGUUGUUCUUGAGAACGUGGAAGCCAUUUUCGGGUUACAUUUGGUGCAUGCAUAUCCUUCUGGUGUGGUCGCCACAAGAGCCAAAGAAUUCCUAGCAGGUUGUGGGAGCUUUAAAGCCACGAUUACAGGUAAAGGAGGUCAUGCUGCGAUUCCCCAACACGCCAUUGAUCCGAUUUUGGCAGCUUCGACGGCGAUAAUAAGUUUACAAAACAUAGUUUCGAGGGAAACUGAUCCUUUAGAUUCUCAGGUAGUCUCAGUAUCCAUGAUUCAUGGUGGAACUGCAGUCAAUGUAAUCCCAGACUCAACAACAAUAGCAGGAACCUUCCGAGCUUUCAGUACGAAGAGAUUCAACGCACUUAGGGACAGAAUAGAAGAGGUAAUCAAAGCUCAGGCAGCCGUACAUAGGUGCUCCACUGUUAUCGAUUUCUCAGGAAAGGAUAACCCAACGGUUCCUCCGACCGUCAACGAUGAAAACGUAUACGAACACGUAAUGCGAGUGUCGAGGGAGAUUGUAGGAGAAGAAAACACAAAGCUAGCUCCUACUUUUAUGGGGAGCGAAGACUUCGCUUUCUACCUAAACAAGGUCCCAGGAUCAUUCCUCUUCCUAGGCAUCCACAAUGAGAAAGUCGGGGCCGUACAUCCUCUACACAGUCCUUAUUUCACCAUCGAUGAGGAUGUGUUUCCGAUUGGGGCAGCAGUUCAUGCUGCAUUUGCACUUUCAUUUCUCUCAAACUAUAGUAUGUACGUAUAGGACGUAAACAGCGAGCUACAGUAUAAAUGUAUAAUGAUAACUUUCUUUGUACCAAGUAUGUACGUAUUUUUAUUGAACUGAA
Molecule: messenger RNA, 1446 nt
Organism: Hibiscus syriacus
Lineage: Eukaryota; Viridiplantae; Streptophyta; Magnoliopsida; Malvales; Malvaceae
Product: IAA-amino acid hydrolase ILR1-like 1
Exons: 5
Coding region: 24-1364 (446 amino acids)
Biological process (GO): auxin metabolic process
Cellular component (GO): endoplasmic reticulum
Molecular function (GO): IAA-Ala conjugate hydrolase activity
Source: RefSeq, a predicted model, not a curated record